Molecule: messenger RNA, 384 nt
Organism: Protopolystoma xenopodis
Lineage: Eukaryota; Metazoa; Platyhelminthes; Monogenea; Polystomatidea; Polystomatidae
Source: the annotation of a GenBank genome assembly
AUGAAGGGGGUAGUGGGGCCCACAUGCAGGAUUCACAUCGUUGGCCAUCGCAUCCCAGCCUCGAGGGCUGAUAAGCCAGAAUCGGCUAAUCCUGGACCGACUGGGCCCAUGGGAGAGGCUGUGAUAGGCCCGAGGCUAAUCGGGCUAUUCCAUCCAAGCGGGAGGAUUCAUACAACUGGGCUAUAUGGCAUUGACACCUUCGGCCUCUGCUUACAACACCAUUUAUCACAGCAACUUAAUAGCCUCCACAAGGUACAACACUUGGACAUAAAAACGCCAGGUCGCCCGACUGAACGACUCUACCUGAUGGCACCUGCGGCAUCCCCUCGUGUUGAUGGACUCAUCGCAUCCUCCAUCAACCCAAGCAGCAUCUUUCGCCAGUAG